UACAGCAGGAACAACGCUCGCAGUUUCAAACGCACUUUAGACAUUACGUGGGAUACCCUGAUUAUGUACAGUGAGUUUAUGUAUGCAAGGUUUGCUAGUAUGUUUACAUUAUCAACCUGCUCCGACUGCAGAGUGUUUUGACUUGUGAUGCAGCGUCCCAAACUGGCUAUGCUUGAAUCUCGAAGCAUCAGGAAUUGCUUGCCGUCGGAACUUCCAACGGUGCCGUGAAAAUGCCCCGAGUUGUUGCAAACCAAAGCGAGAGGUUUCAGAACGAUGAUAUCUUUCAGAAACUCUCGCGAGAGACUGAGAUAAAAUACGUGGGUUACAGAGAUAGACCAUUAGAAGAGCGUCAGCUUCGCUUUCAAACAGAAUGUAGGGAAGGAAACACUUCCAUUGCGUUCACAGCGACUGGAGUUAAUAUCGAACUUGUCUUCCCAAAGCAAAGCGACACACAGACUAUUCCACCGGAGAAUGUUGAUUUUUAUAGAGAAAAAGACAAAGUCUUUCUACGAAGUCCUUUCAUAAUGAAUGGUGUAUGUGUGAUAUUUGUUGGGUGGUUAAACAUAAUCAAGUUAGAUGGUGUUGGUUAUAUAAUCUUUGAUGAGGAAAGAGCAAAGGUUGAAGACGAAAUAAUGAGAGAGACUUUGAGAAAAGCGAAUAUCAAACUGGAAGAAUUUCAAGAAAAAAUACGAAGCGAAACCUCUGAAGUAAGCUUCACACAGGCUGUAAGACCUUUUCUGCGCAAAGUCUAGCCAUCAACACCAGAUCAUUGACGCCACAGAAAAGUAAAAUAACAUAAUAUACGAGUUAAUUCUUUGUGACUGUGUAGCAAGUUUUAGCCCGAAGGAGGUUGAGGGUCGCCCAAGGAAAAGAUGGAUUAAGAGAUUAAGUCUUUCAUAGUCUAUAUAGGAUCAAAUUCACUUCACCACCAGCAGUUCAAAAGGUUUCACACAAAUUGGUACAAAGCAGAAUAGAUAAGUCUAAUACGGGUAGAAGUCCUCUGCAGGAAUAUGGAGAAAGAGAAAGAACCUAAUAAAUACAUCUUUUGUCUUUUGCAUAGGUUCAGAACACUCGUAUGUAGCGAUGACAAGCCCUCAGCAGCUGUGAAUCACGCAUAUUAUACAACACUUGUAAUUUUUGAAAUGAUUUUAACGAAUACAAACAGGCAAAUAAACUGGGUCAGCACACCAAAAACAAGCCAUCAUCUUGACGUACAUAUAACACAAGAAUUGGAAAUGAGUCAUAAUACAAUAAUGCAUGAUUGCUGAAAUUUUGUAAAAAUAUUCCCUUGUAAAUAUCGAAAGCAUUUAUAUUAUAUUAUAUUAAUUAAAUUAUUUUAAACUAUGAUAUCGAUUUCAUCAUCCUAUAAGCUACGUGCAUGAAAACUUAU
Molecule: messenger RNA, 1390 nt
Organism: Dendronephthya gigantea
Lineage: Eukaryota; Metazoa; Cnidaria; Anthozoa; Malacalcyonacea; Nephtheidae
Product: core-binding factor subunit beta-like
Exons: 5
Coding region: 231-752 (173 amino acids)
Biological process (GO): regulation of transcription by RNA polymerase II
Cellular component (GO): core-binding factor complex; nucleus
Molecular function (GO): sequence-specific DNA binding; transcription coactivator activity
Source: RefSeq, a predicted model, not a curated record